AUGGGCUGGGGCUGGGGGACCCUGUGCCGCCGGCCGGGGCGCGUGGACCGCCUGUGCGUGCUGGCGCUGCUCGCGGGCUGUCUGCUGCCCGUGUGCCGCGCGCGCGUUUACACCAACCACUGGGCGGUGAAGAUCGCCGGCGGCUUCCCCGAGGCCGACCGCAUCGCCAACAAGUACGGCUUCAUCAACGUAGGACAGAUUGGUGCUCUGAAGGACUACUAUCACUUCUACCAUAGCAGGACCAUUAAAAGGUCAGUUCUUUCCAGUAGAGGAACCCACAGUUUCAUCUCAAUGGAACCAAAGGUGGAGUGGAUCCAACAGCAGGUUGUCAAAAAACGGACAAAGAGGGAUUAUGACUUCAGCCGGGCCCAGUCUACCUACUUCAACGAUCCCAAGUGGCCAAGCAUGUGGUACAUGCACUGCAGUGACAACACACAUCCUUGCCAGUCAGACAUGAAUAUUGAAGGAGCCUGGAAGAGAGGCUACACGGGGAAGAACAUCGUGGUGACUAUCCUUGAUGAUGGCAUUGAGAGAACCCACCCUGAUCUGAUGCAAAACUAUGACGCUCUGGCAAGUUGUGAUGUGAAUGGGAAUGACUUGGACCCAAUGCCUCGUUAUGAUGCAAGCAAUGAGAACAAGCAUGGGACCCGCUGCGCUGGAGAAGUGGCAGCUACUGCAAACAACUCUCAUUGCACCGUUGGAAUUGCUUUCAACGCUAAAAUUGGAGGUGUGCGAAUGCUGGAUGGUGAUGUCACAGACAUGGUGGAAGCAAAGUCGGUCAGCUACAAUCCCCAGCAUGUGCACAUAUACAGCGCCAGCUGGGGUCCGGAUGAUGAUGGCAAGACUGUUGAUGGACCGGCCCCCCUCACCCGACAAGCUUUUGAGAAUGGAGUGAGAAUGGGACGAAGAGGUCUUGGCUCUGUGUUUGUCUGGGCAUCUGGCAACGGCGGAAGGAGCAAAGACCACUGCUCUUGUGAUGGCUACACCAACAGCAUCUACACCAUCUCCAUCAGCAGCACAGCAGAAAGUGGAAAGAAGCCUUGGUACCUGGAGGAGUGUUCAUCUACACUAGCCACAACCUACAGCAGUGGAGAGUCCUAUGAUAAGAAAAUAAUCACGACUGACCUAAGGCAGCGAUGCACAGACAAUCACACGGGAACAUCGGCCUCGGCCCCCAUGGCUGCUGGUAUCAUCGCACUGGCCCUAGAAGCCAAUCCGUUUCUGACCUGGAGAGACGUGCAGCAUGUUAUUGUCAGGACUUCCCGUGCGGGACAUUUGAACGCUAAUGACUGGAAAACCAAUGCUGCUGGUUUUAAGGUGAGCCAUCUCUAUGGAUUUGGACUGAUGGAUGCAGAGGCCAUGGUGAUGGAGGCAGAGAAGUGGACCACUGUACCCCAGCAGCAUGUGUGUGUGGAAAGCACAGACCGACAAAUCAAGACUAUCCGCCCCAACAGUGCAGUACGCUCCAUCUACAAAGCCUCCGGAUGCUCAGAUAACCCCAACCACCAUGUCAACUACCUGGAACACGUAGUUGUGCGCAUUACCAUCACCCACCCACGGAGGGGAGACCUGGCCAUCUACCUGACCUCACCAUCAGGAACCAGAUCCCAGCUUUUGGCCAACAGGCUAUUUGAUCAUUCCAUGGAAGGGUUUAAGAACUGGGAGUUCAUGACCAUUCAUUGCUGGGGAGAACGGGCUGCUGGUGACUGGAUCCUUGAAGUUUAUGAUACUCCAUCUCAACUGAGGAACUUCAAGACUCCCGGUAAACUGAAGGAGUGGUCUCUGGUCCUCUACGGCACCUCUGUACAGCCCUACUCCCCUACCAACGAGUUUCCAAAGGUGGAACGCUUCCGCUAUACCCGGGUUGAGGACCCCACAGAUGACUACGGCUCAGAAGACUACUCAGGCCCCUGUGAUCCUGAAUGCAGUGAGGUGGGCUGUGACGGGCCAGGACCAGACCACUGCAAUGACUGUUUGCAUUACUACUACAAGCUGAAAAACAACACCAGGAUCUGUGUCUCCAGCUGCCCUGCUGGCCACUACCAUGCUGACAAGAAGCGAUGCCGUAAGUGCGCGCCCAACUGCGAGUCCUGCUUCGGCAGCCACACUGACCAGUGCCUGUCCUGUAAAUACGGGUACUUCCUGAAUGAAGAGGCCAGCACCUGUGUUAACCACUGCCCGGAUGGGUCAUACCAGGACACCAAGAAAAAUCUUUGCCAGAAAUGCAGCGAAAACUGCAAAACAUGUACUGAAUUCCAUAAUUGCACAGAAUGCAGGGAUGGGUUAAGCCUGCAGGGUUCCCGCUGUUCCAUCACCUGUGAGGACGGGCGGUUCUUCAAUGGCCAGGACUGCCAGCCCUGCCACCGCUUCUGCGCCACCUGUGCUGGGGCCGGAGCUGAUGGGUGCAUUAACUGCACAGAGGGUUUUUUCAUGGAGGAGGGGAGAUGCGUGCAGAGCUGCAGCCUCGGUUAUUACUUAGAGCACUCUUCAGAAAAUGGAUACAGAUCCUGCAAAAAAUGUGAUACCAGUUGUUUGACGUGCAGUGGCCCAGGGUUUAAGAACUGUACAAGCUGCCCCAGUGGGUAUCAGUUAGACUUAGGAGUGUGUCAGAUGGGAACCAUCUGCAAGGAUGGAGAAUAUGCUGAUGAGCAAGGCAGCUGCCAAAGCUGUGAAGCCUCGUGUGCCAAGUGCUGGGGGCCAAACCCAGAACACUGCACCAGCUGCCCCAGGACAAGGGUUUUUGAUGAUGGCCGCUGUGUUUUGAAUUGCCCCUCAUGGAAAUUUGAAUUUAAGAAGCAGUGUCAUCCAUGCCAUCACACCUGCCAGCAGUGCCAAGGAAAUGGGUCUUCUGACUGUACCUCCUGUGGAGCAGACAAGCAUGGACAAGAGCGCUUCCUAUAUCAGGGGGAGUGUCGCGAGAGCUGCCCUACAAGCCACUAUCCCGCUGAGGGGUAUGCCUGCUUGCCCUGCCCAGACAGCUGUGAACAUUGCCACAGUCCAGGUGUCUGCACUAGAUGCAAGAGUGGUUACUUCAUUGUGCCCACCAAUCACACCUGCCAGAAGUUGGAGUGCGGAGGAGGUGAAGUCCAGGAUCCAGACUACGAAGGGUGCAUGCCUUGUGAGGAAGGAUGUCUCGGAUGCACUGUGGAUGAUCCAGGAACCUGUUCCUCAUGUGCUGUGGGGUAUUACAUGUUUCAACACCAUUGUUAUAAAACGUGUCCUGAGAAGACGUUUGGCGAAGAAUGGCAGUGCAAAGCAUGUGACCCUAACUGCGGAAACUGUGACCAGAACGAGUGCUACUGGUGUGAGCAGGGCUUCUUUCUCUCAGAUGGCAGCUGUGUGCAGGAAUGCGGCCCUGGCCUCUAUGCAGACCAGGAGCUGGGAGAGUGUGAGCGCUGCCACCGAGCCUGUGAGACCUGCACCGGCCUUGCCUAUGACCAAUGCAGCAGCUGCCGAAAAGGGUUGCAGCUGAGGCUCGGGAUGUGCGUGCAGCCUGCCCAGCCGCAGGUGGAAGACAAGUUCUGGAAUGAAGCUGUAUCCACAUCUUUGGUGAAGAGCCUGCUGCAGGAACGACGAAGGUGGAAGGUUCAAAUCAAAAGAGAUGUGCCUUGUCAUCCUUCUUGUCAAACCUGCAAUGGAUCUGAAACUCUCUGCACUUCAUGUCCAAAAGGUGCAUUCCUAUGGUUGCAGUCCUGUGUGUCCUCCUGUCCCCAAGGCACCUGGCCCUCAGUCAGGAGUGGCAGCUGUGAAAACUGUUCAGAGGACUGUGCCUCUUGCUCAGGAGCCAACCUGUGCAAAAAGUGCUUGAGCCAGCCAGACCGCUCUCUGUUCCUGUACGCAGGCAUGUGCUACUCCAGGUGCCCAGAGGGCUUCUAUGCAAAAGAUGGUGUCUGUGAACAGUGUAGCUCUCCUUGCAAAACCUGUGGGGAAAAUGCCACCAACUGUCACUCUUGUGAAGAAGGGUUCGCUCUGGACCAAGGAACAUGCUGGGAAACCUGUCCCGAAAGGCAUGUGGCUGUGCAAGGGGUGUGCAGGCCUUGCCCAGAGAUGUGUCAGGACUGCAUCCACGAGAAAACAUGCAAAGAAUGUCUGCCUGACUUCUUCCUGCAUAAUGACCAGUGUCAUGAGUUCUGUCCCAAGCACUUCUAUCCAGACUUGCACCAGUGUGUUCCCUGCCAUGAAAACUGUCUGGAGUGCAGUGGCCCCAAGGCUGAUGACUGUGAGGCCUGUGCCGAUGCGGCCAUGGUCCUUUAUGGCGGACUGUGCUUGACUGAGUGCCCAAGUGGAACUUACUAUGAAGUUGACACUGAGGACUGCAGAGAUUGCCCCGAGUCCUGUCAAACCUGCUCAUCAUCCUGGACCUGCUUGAGCUGUGCAGAAGGCCUGAAGAUGAGCAAGCACAUGGCCUGUGUGCCUCCCAGCGAGUGUGCCAGCAUCGAGUACUGGGAUGAGGGGGCCCACAGGUGCCAGCCAUGUCACAGGAAGUGCUUGAGCUGCUCGGGGCCCUCCGAGCACCAGUGCCACACCUGCCCCAGGGACAGUCUUCUUCUCAACAUGACUUGUGUGGCAGACUGCCCAGAGGGCUACUAUGCCGAGAAGGACAGCCAUCAGUGUGUGCCCUGCCACAGCUCUUGCAGGACCUGCGAAGGGCGACACAGCAUGCAGUGCCACUCCUGCCGACCUGGCUGGUUCCAGCUGGGCAAAGAGUGCCUGCUUCAGUGCAGAGAUGGAUAUUAUGGAGAAAGCACCAGUGGUCAGUGUGAGAAGUGUGACAAGAGCUGCAAGUCAUGCCAGGGCCCACAGGCCACAGACUGCCUGUCUUGCGAUACCUUUUUCUUUCUACUCCGCUCCAAAGGACAGUGCCACCGCACCUGCCCACAGCAUUACUACGCAGAGCAACACACUCAGACCUGUGAGAGAUGCCAUCCAACUUGCAAUGAAUGCAAAGGAAAAGAGCUUUGGGAUUGCUUGUCCUGUGUGUGGAGCUACCACCUCAUGGGAGGAUUCUGCACCCCAGACUGCCCCUCAGGGGAAUACAGAGAGGGAGAAGUACUGAAAGCUAAGGGAGAGAUAUUUAAUUGUAAAAAAUGCCAUGAGAGCUGUUUGGAAUGCAAAGGACCCAGUUCCAGGAACUGCACCGUAUGUUCUGCCAGCCUGCUGCUACACAUGGAUGACAGCCGCUGUCUCCCCUGUUGCAACGCCUCCCAUACUGCCGCCUCCCAGGAGUGCUGUGACUGCCAGAGCAGCACAGACGAGUGCAUCCUCCCCGCGAGGGCGGCCGGCGCGGGGGGCGGCACCAAGACGGCCCUGCUGCUCGCGUCGGCGGCCUCGCUGCUGGCGCUGCUGGCGGCCGCGGCGCUCGUCCGCAGGAAGGCGCGAGGCCCCGCCGAGCCCGCGGGCCGGGCGGGCUACGAGAAGCUGCGGGAGCCGGGCAAGCCGCCCUCCUCCUCGUACCGCGGCGAGAGCAGCGGCCUGGGGGAGGACCAGGUGAUCGAGUACCGCGACCGCGACGGCGACGCGGACACGGACGACGAGGACGACAUCGUGUACAUGGGCCAGGACGGCACGGUCUACCGGAGGUUCCAGUACGGGCUGCUGCGCGCGGAGGAAGCGGACGAGCUGGAGUACGACGACGAGAGCUACUCCUACUAGCGGGCGGCCGCGGGGCGUGAAAGUCGGGGGCGUUCCCCCAAAACUCGAGUCACACGGAGCGCGAGAUGGGGAAACAAGAGAGGUUCGUCGAAACUCCUGCGUGAUUUUUGUUGUUGUUGUUGUUGUUGUUGUUGUUGUUUUUUCGAGGUGGGGUCUCACUCUAGCCCAGGCUGACCUGGUUGUAGUCUCAGGGUGGCCUUGAACUCACGGCGAUCCUCCUACCUCUGCCUCCCCGAGUGCUGGGAUUCAAAGUGUGCGCCACCACGCCCGGCUUCCUGUGUGAUUUUAAAAGGAGAUGGGACAGAGGACCUAGAGGCAUUUGGUUUCCACGUUGAACACCUCUGCUACCUUCUGGAAUUUUGUCCUCACUUUCACUAGCUUGCGGGAGGUGCGGGUGCAAGAGUUGUUGGGGUGGGGGUCUCUCUUUCUGUUGUGUUUUAAGGAAGAUCUGCCGCUGGUGAACAGAAGGGACGUCUGUCCGGUGGCUUCCCAGGAAAUGAAGGGAAAAUGGCAACAUAGCGGACAGACCAGAGCUCACUGGGCUCAGGUUCCUUGCAGAAACCCAGAGGCCGGAAUGAUCCACGAGAGCAGAGCAGGCGCUGGUGGAAGGCAGAUGGCAGCCAGCCCAGCGUGAAGGAAAUUACCCUGCUUCCAAGGGUUUUACCCUCGUGAUUUUCUAAGAGUUUUCGUGGUAGGAAAUAAUAAAAGAAAAACUUGGAAAUAGCAACCUAACAUAAAUGACAAGAAUUUCAUCCACUCCAAAUAAAGAGUUUAGCUGCUAAGUUAGAGUAGUAGCCUCUGUCACCAACUCAUCGCGGAACCAUGGAUUCUCUCUAAGAACCAUUAUUUUGUUUUAAAUCCUGACAUGCCACAGUCCAGCUGCAAACAGCUGCUCCCAAACAGCUGCUCCACAAUUAUUAGCACUAUGGUUUUAUUUCCAGACUUCCUAAGCACCCCCUCCCCUUUUUUUCCAGUUUUUGAAGUAGGGUCUUGCUCUAGCUCAGGCUGACCUGGAAUUCACUAGAUAGUCUCAGGGUAGCCUCAAACGCAUGGUGAUCAUCCUACCUCUACCUCCCCAGUGCUGGGAUUAAAGGCGUGUGCCACCCCACCUGGCUCCUAAGCUUUUGUUGUUGUUGUUGUUGUUGUUUAAUUCAUGAAGCUGUGAUUAUCUUCUGAAGAUAGUAAUACACAGGGAGGAUUUAUGACUCUAAAAUUAUGUAAGAAGAAUCAUGUGGGAUUCCUUGUUAUAGGCAAUGUUAUGAGUGGAAUAACAAUAAGUGAAAGUGACAUUUUCAGAUGAUGAUAAUUGUAAUAAAAUUUAUUGCACACCUA
Messenger RNA from Jaculus jaculus (lesser Egyptian jerboa), 6984 nucleotides. It is a transcript of the gene Pcsk5, whose product is annotated as proprotein convertase subtilisin/kexin type 5. Gene Ontology annotation, biological process: peptide hormone processing. Bases 1 to 5652 code for a protein of 1883 amino acids. The record is from RefSeq and is a predicted model, not a curated record. Gene Ontology annotation, molecular function: serine-type endopeptidase activity. NCBI's taxonomy places the organism in Eukaryota, Metazoa, Chordata, Mammalia, Rodentia, Dipodidae. The transcript has 38 exons. Gene Ontology annotation, cellular component: trans-Golgi network; Golgi membrane.